Messenger RNA from Leptinotarsa decemlineata (Colorado potato beetle), 428 nucleotides. RefSeq lists its product as uncharacterized. NCBI's taxonomy places the organism in Eukaryota, Metazoa, Arthropoda, Insecta, Coleoptera, Chrysomelidae. The record is from RefSeq and is a predicted model, not a curated record. Gene Ontology annotation, cellular component: extracellular region. Gene Ontology annotation, biological process: defense response to bacterium.
CAGGUUAUGGCGCUAGUCAUACCGGGAUACUAUACGAAAACGAUCGUCACCGAUUUGAUGGAACCGCAUCUGCCAGUAAAAAUUUUGGAUCACACGGACUCAGACCUGACCAAGUUGGUGGCCGAGUUGACUACAGCCACAUACCAUCCGGCUCGUCUGCCUUCAUAGGAGCAGAUAACACGCGCGGUUAUGGCACAGAUGUCGCCGCUGGUUUGAAGUAUAACAUUUAUGAAAGUAAAAACGCUGGAGUAGACCUAACCGGACAAUACGGCAGACAUUAUGGUGGACCAGGUGGAACCGGAAAGCCUGAAGCUGGUGUAUUUUUGAAUGCUCAUGCAGAUUUUUGAAAGACAUUGUCAUUUCAUUUUUAAAUCGUUAAUUUAUUAACUUUUGUUGACUGAUAAAAUAAAAAUCGUAUAUUUUAUUAA